Messenger RNA from Solanum dulcamara, 858 nucleotides. Its product is annotated as ferredoxin, root R-B1. Bases 251 to 703 code for a protein of 150 amino acids. The transcript is spliced from 2 exons. Gene Ontology annotation, molecular function: 2 iron, 2 sulfur cluster binding; electron transfer activity. Gene Ontology annotation, cellular component: plastid. Gene Ontology annotation, biological process: electron transport chain. NCBI's taxonomy places the organism in Eukaryota, Viridiplantae, Streptophyta, Magnoliopsida, Solanales, Solanaceae. The record is from RefSeq and is a predicted model, not a curated record.
UUUGUGGGUGAAAAAGAGAAAUCCAUGGGCGGUGGUGGGUUUUAGGGUAAUCUAAUUUAUGUCUCUCCUUUUCCCACUUCAAACUCUUUUGUAUAUAUAUUUGCUGCCAACUUUGCCAAACACUGCCUCCUAGUCUCACUCUUUGGUUCUCAUCAAAUCCAAAAAAGGCCAAACUUUUUCUUGUGAACUCCGCUUAGUUUCUGUUUCUUGAUUCAUCAUCAGCCAACCCCACUUCUUAUAUUGGUAAAACAUGUCGACUGUGAGGCUUCCUUCCACUUGCAUGUUCCAAGCCGCACCUCAGAGCGAAAGAAAGAGUGCAUUUGUUAAAAUGCCAUUCUCAGUGGGCUCUGUAAGGAACAUCUCUAAAUCCUUCGGCUUGAAAGCCGACUCUGGCUUUAGAGUAUCAGCUAACGUGUACAAGGUCAAAUUGGUUUGUCCAGAUGGUACUGAACAUGAGUUUGAAGCACCGUCCGAUACUUACAUCCUCGAUGCAGCUGAGAAUGCUGGAGUCGAUCUCCCUUAUUCUUGCAGGGCUGGUGCUUGCUCAACUUGUGCUGGGAAGAUAGAGUCAGGUGCUGUUGAUCAAUCUGACGGAUCUUUUCUGGACGACAACCAAAUGAACGAGGGCUAUGUGCUCACUUGUGUUUCUUACCCAUCCUCUGAUUGUGUUAUCCACACUCACAAGGAGAGUGAUCUUUACUAGAUAAAUCCAAUUUCAAGUAAGGUAAAAACAGUUAGAUAUUGCUCUUUUCCCUCUAGUGUCAAAACUAGUAUUCAAUCAAGAACAUCCUUUGUUUCAUAAAUUGCUUGUGUAAUGAAGUCUUUCUUAUAUAUGAAUGAAUAUGCCUAUUGGUUUUA